Molecule: messenger RNA, 3309 nt
Organism: Bacillus rossius redtenbacheri
Lineage: Eukaryota; Metazoa; Arthropoda; Insecta; Phasmatodea; Bacillidae
Gene: Hmt-1
Product: ATP-binding cassette sub-family B member 6
Exons: 15
Coding region: 418-2922 (834 amino acids)
Biological process (GO): heme transport; transmembrane transport
Cellular component (GO): vacuolar membrane
Molecular function (GO): ABC-type heme transporter activity; ATP binding; ATP hydrolysis activity
Source: RefSeq, a predicted model, not a curated record
ACAAUGUUUCGGAUUUUUUUUUAAGCUGUAUGUUUGGUAAGAGUAAACCUGAUUUUCAAAUGAUAAUUUGAGGAGUAAUAUAUUUUCUUCUUUGACAGCAAAGCAUGACUUUGAAGUUUAGCUGUGGGAGCAAGUAUAUGAUGUGAUAUAUGAUUUCUUUCGAACCUGUUGAGAAUCGUAUAAUCUAACUAUAACCGUCCAUGGUCUUCACAGAAAUGUCCAUAUUACGGUGACUUCAUUAGAAAACAACUCUUCAGGCAGUUUCUCUUCUGACGCAUGAUGUGCAUUUGUCUGAAACUACAACCAUUCAAACUGUGGAAGUCAAGUGCUUGAGGCUGCUUACAAAAAAGGGAUUGAGCGAUAACUCAAAACCCAUUUAUUUGAAAAGGAUACGGCUGAACAGGCUUAGUUACCAAGAUGCUGUACUGUCCGCCAAAUGUUUCUCUGAGUGAAGUGUGGGUAAACAAUGGAAUGUCUCAGUGCUUCAUGGAAACUGUUUCAACCAGCAUUAUUGCUGGAUUUCUCUUCAUAUUUGGCUCAGUGCAGCUUUGGAUAUACAAGAAAUACGCAACUCAAGUGUCCUUGAUAUCUUUGCCACGGUCAAAACUGUACUAUGCACAGAUUAUAUUCACUGUGCUUCUGUCAGUUUUAGCAGUGGUGAGGUGUAUCUUGCAAGUAACUAUAUUGAAUGAUGGCAUUCUUUAUGGAUACAUGAUAAUGUCACUGCUCUAUGCAGUGAGUGUCUUCCCUUUCUCUCUUCUACUUAUCACCGUUGAGCGCCACUUUUUGCUACCCUCUGUUCCUACUCGAGGUCAUGGGCUCAUUUUGCUUCUUUUCUGGACUUUAGUUCUCACCACUGAAAAUUUGGCUUUCCUAAAUUUACGUAAAGAAGACUGGUGGUUUCACUUGAAAACAUUAUCUGACAAGGUGGAUAUGGCAAUUUUUGUUAUUCGUUACAUUUCAUGCCUGAUUGUAUUUGUUUUGGGCUUAAGAGCCCCAGGCAUAAUGACCACAAGGGAUUACUUCAAUUUAAAUCACACAUCUUCAGAGAAUAUUCAGGCUGAUGAACGAGAUGUUUCAAGUCAAGGUUCAACAUUCAGGAAUGCAUGGAAGAAAAUAAAAACACUUGCACCUUUCUUAUGGCCACAGAAAGAUAUUUUGCUUCAAUUAAGGGUGAUAUUUUGUUUUAUUCUGUUAAGUGGUGGAAGAGUCAUCAAUCUUUAUGUUCCCAUCUAUAGUAAAUUAAUCGUUGAUUCCCUUGCGGAAGUACCUCCUCGCUUUUGCUGGGAUUUUGUUCUUACAUAUGUUGCCUUCAAGUUUUUGCAAGGUGGAGGCACUGGGGGAAUGGGGCUUUUGAAUAACCUACGUUCUUUUCUCUGGAUAAGAAUCACUCAGUACACAACACGUGAAGUUGAGGUGGAGCUCUUUCGCCAUCUUCACGGACUUAGUCUGCGGUGGCAUCUCGGUAGAAAAACUGGAGAAGUUUUGAGGGUUAUGGAUCGGGGAACAGAUAGUAUUAAUAAUCUCUUAAACUACAUACUUUUCAGUAUUGUUCCUACCAUUGUGGAUAUAGUGGUAGCUGUUGUGUUCUUUAUUUCUGCUUUCAACUGCUGGUUUGGACUUAUUGUUUUCCUGACAAUGGCUCUCUACAUAGUUGCUACUAUAAUGGUAACUGAAUGGCGUACAAAGUUUCAACGCCGCAUGAAUCUUGCAGACAACGCUACAAAGGCUCGCAGUGUGGAUUCUCUAUUGAACUUUGAGACAGUAAAAUACUAUGGAGCAGAAAAUUAUGAAGUAGAAAGUUAUCGUGAAGCUAUUCUAGAAUAUCAGAAAGAAGAGUGGAGGUCAAUGGUUACUCUAAACAUCCUGAACACAGUUCAGAAUGUAAUUGUAUGUGGUGGCUUGCUUGCUGGCUCUCUACUGUGUGUUCAUUUGGUUGCUGUUCAUCGAGAACUGACAGUAGGAGACUACGUAUUGUUUUCAUCAUAUAUUAUUCAACUCUAUGUACCUCUCAACUGGUUUGGAACAUAUUACAGGGCAAUUCAGAAGAACUUUGUAGACAUGGAAAACAUGUUUGAUUUGCUCAAAGAAGAACAGGAAGUGAAAGACUUGCCUGGAGCAAGCACGUUGCUUGUCAAAAGAGGAAGUAUUGAGUUCCAUAAUGUAAGUUUUGGAUAUAUACCAGAGAAGGUUGUACUUCAUAAUAUCACUUUCAGUGUUCAAACAGGGAAGACUUUGGCUUUGGUGGGGCCAUCUGGCAGUGGGAAGAGCACAAUUAUUAGGUUACUUUUCAGGUUUUACGAUGUUGACACUGGAGCCAUCUUUGUAGAUGGUCAGAACGUUAAAUUUGUAACACAGGCAUCUCUACGGAAAAUAAUUGGGGUAGUGCCGCAAGAUACUGUGCUUUUCAACAACACAAUCAAGUACAACAUACAGUAUGGAAGAAUUUCAGCACCUGAAGAUGACAUUAUUGCAGCUGCCAAGAAUGCUGAUAUUCAUGAAAGAAUAGAAAGUUUCCCUGAUGGUUACAAUACAAAGGUUGGUGAAAGAGGCCUGAAAUUGAGUGGUGGAGAGAAGCAAAGAGUAGCUAUUGCUCGAACUCUGUUAAAAGCACCAACAAUUGUGUUGCUGGAUGAAGCCACAAGUGCUUUAGACACUCAAACAGAACGUAACAUACAGGCAGCUCUGAAUAGAGUUUGCAGUAAUAGGACUACAAUUAUUGUGGCUCAUCGUCUCUCUACAAUCAUCCAUGCUGAUGAAAUAUUAGUGCUUAAGGAAGGAGAAAUAGUGGAAAGGGGAAGACAUGAAGACUUGAUUGCAAAAGAUGGAGAGUAUGCGAAGAUGUGGGAACAGCAGCUAAAGAAUGAAGACAAUAAUAAAAAUGCUAAAAGUGAAAAAGAUGUAGAAGAAACUAGUAGAUAGCAAUUUAUAUAAAGUGAUUUAUUGUAAUGUUGAAUGGUGGAUCUGUUGUAAAAAAUUUCUCAUAAAACUCUAACUGCUUUGUGUGCUGUGUUUAUUGUUUGCAACAGAUAGUACCUUUGUAGUGAACAACUGUGUUGAAAUUAUUUUGCGUUUUACAUUAUACUUUUAUUGAAACGUAAACAGACAGCAACAGUUAUGGUUUGUUUAUGGUUAAGAUGUAUUAACAAAAAAAUUUUAACCUUAAAAAAUAAUUUUAAAAUUAUUACACUUACCUUGUGAAGAAGGUAAUUUUGUAUCGUUUGUCUAAUACUGUUUGAAUUGGGAUGAAAAGGAAAGAGUGUUACUAACUUGUUAAUACACCCAGUAAAAACUAAACACACACUUUUC